AUGGCGCGCCCAGUACCCUUUAACAUUGCAGUGCCGGACGAUCAGUUAAAUUGGAUUGUUGAUCGCGUCCGCACCACGCGUCUACCGCCAGGGAGAAACCUGCCCACCGACGAGUUAUGGAAAUCAUGGGGCCUGCCCGUCAGUUACGCGCAAGAACUGAAAGACUACUGGGUCAACGAAUAUGACUGGCGUCGUGUCGAGAAACAAUUGAACUCGGAUCUCAAUCAGUUUACCAUCCCUAUUGAUCACAAAGGGGAAGAUCUGAGCAUCCAUUUCCUGCACCACAGAUCGGAUCAGCCGGGUGCCAUUCCGCUGAUUAUCGCACAUGGGUGGCCUGGGAGCUUCCUCGAGAUCAAGCCCAUUAUCCAACACCUCACGAAUCCACCAUCCCCAAAUGACCAAGCCUACCAUGUCGUCGUACCCUCGCUGCCUGGCUUUGGUUUCUCUUCAUAUCCAUCUAAUCCCUGCAGUCCCAUGGACAUGGCGGAUGUUUUGUGCAAGCUCAUGAUUGCACUCGGCUACAAUCACUUCAUGGCACAGGCUGGUGACUGGGGCGCCCAGGUCGCGCGUAUUCUCGCGACAAGAUACCCGGACAAUUGUUUAGCUCUGCAUCUCAACUUCGUUAUCACGGGGCCGCCAAGUGCCCUGUGGCGGCCUGUGGCGUUUGCCCGACUUGUAAUCGGCUACCUUACUGGGGGAUGGGGCUUUGAUCCCUACGAGAAGCGUCUGUUAAGUCGUAUGAAAUGGUGGCUAGAUUGGGAGAACGCGUAUAAUGUUAUUCAGGGAACAAAGCCGUUGACGCUGUCCUAUGGCUUAACAGACUCACCGUUUGGGAUGAUGUGCUGGAUAAGAGAGAAGGUCAACUACCUUGUCGGAGAUGACUUCGAGUGGACAAAGGAGGAUACAAUUACUUGGGCCAUGCCAUACAUCCUUAACGGCUCCUCAGGGCAUGCAGAAAUUUACAAAUGGGGACAGCGUGGAAGCGAGUACUCCUUAGCCGAGGUCUUUUCCAAGCCGAUACCCAGCCAGAUUCCAUUUGGAGCAUCGAUCUUCCCCAAUGACGUCAUGUUUAUUCCUCGCUGGUGGGCCGAGGGUACUCUCUCGUCUAACAUCGUCUUCUGGAAACAACACGAUAGCGGCGGACACUUUCCAUGCUCUGAGAAGCCCGUAGAGCUUGCAGCUGAUCUCAGAGAAUUUACUAAAUGCAUCGAUGGUAAAAUUAUUCAGAGUCUGAAGGAAGACCAACCUACGACUGACUGA
Messenger RNA from Clonostachys rhizophaga, 1260 nucleotides. Lineage: Eukaryota; Fungi; Ascomycota; Sordariomycetes; Hypocreales; Bionectriaceae. The record is from the annotation of a GenBank genome assembly.